AUGUCUGCUGGUCCUAUACUUGAAAGAAAUCAAGAUGCGACCAUAUAUGUUGGUGGUUUGGAUGAGAAAGUUACCGACCCAAUUUUAUGGGAACUAUUUGUUCAAGCUGGGCCUGUUGUAUCUGUAAAUAUGCCGAAAGAUCGAGUAACCAGUUCGCAUCAAGGCUUCGGCUUUGUUGAAUUUAUGGGCGAAGAAGACGCAGAUUAUGCGAUCAAAAUUAUGAACAUGAUAAAGCUAUACGGAAAGCCUAUCAAGGUGAAUAAGGCUUCAGCGCAUGAGAAAAAUAUGGAUGUUGGUGCUAACGUAUUCGUUGGCAAUCUUGAUCCAGAAGUUGAUGAAAAAUUGUUAUUUGAUACUUUUAGUGCAUUUGGUGUUAUUCUUCAGGUACCCAAAAUAAUGCGAGAUCCAGAAACUGGCAAUAGCAAAGGAUUCGCUUUCGUAAAUUUUGCUUCCUUUGAGGCUUCUGAUUCAGCAAUCGAAGCUAUGAAUGGGCAGUUUUUAUGUAAUCGUGCUAUAACUGUUAGCUACGCGUUCAAAAAAGAUACUAAAGGUGAGAGACAUGGAACUGCUGCAGAAAGAAUGUUGGCGGCCCAAAAUCCGUUAUUUCCAUCAGACAAGCCGAACCAAAUGUUUUCUGACGGCAAGAUGCCCAUACCAGGCUUAUUUCCACCUCCAAUACCUUCUGUGCCCCCAAUCCCUCCCCCUAUUAUGCCUCCUCCGAUAAAUGCACCACCGCCUGGUAUAUUUCCACCACCACCUCCACCUAUGCCAACACCCGGUGCGACUCCGAUUCCUCCUCCACCACCACCACCAGCACCGCCUACUCCAAUGGGCACGCCUCGUCCGCCACCUCCGAUAAGUGGUUCGUUUUCUUAUUUUGUUUUUUAUUUAUAUGAUCUUAUGAACUUUUAA
Molecule: messenger RNA, 912 nt
Organism: Dracunculus medinensis (Guinea worm)
Lineage: Eukaryota; Metazoa; Nematoda; Chromadorea; Rhabditida; Dracunculidae
Source: the annotation of a GenBank genome assembly